Molecule: messenger RNA, 1910 nt
Organism: Xyrichtys novacula (pearly razorfish)
Lineage: Eukaryota; Metazoa; Chordata; Actinopteri; Labriformes; Labridae
Source: the annotation of a GenBank genome assembly
AUGCAAUCUACACCACAACACCUCCGGUCACAGAUCAAACAUCCCAACGGCAGCUGUGACGUCAGAUCAGCGGAGCGGAGCGUGGCCAGCCCAGCUGUGUGUAGUGUGUAUGUGUGUGUGUGUGUAUGUGUGUGUGUAUUUGAAGUGACAGUCGCUAGCUUUCACACUAAACAAGGAAGUGGAGGAUAUGUGUCGACACUGACGGCGGAGAAAACGACAGAGACCCGUCGAUUCGUCCGUCCUGAGGCACGAGAACCAGCGGAGGGUGAGUCCUCGAGACGAAUUUAGACUGAGCACGAGACCGACCGACGGUUAAACGUCUGAACGAGCCGCUGUGUGGUCUAGCUAGCUGUCGUGAAACCCCCCCGCACUGUUUCCAGCCUCUGUAAUUCACUGUUUCUCUGUUUUCAUAAUGGUUAAAGAUAAAGAUAAGAUUCAAACAAAGAAGAAAGAGUAAAUAUCGCCGUACAGAAGCGUCGGAUAACCGUCCACGUCUCGAGUUUCAGAUGCUGCUCUCAGCCUCAGUAAACAGUGGAUGAAACGAUGUGUUUAUGGUCUGUAGGUCUGUUUCUCCCAGUGUUAGCUUUAAACAGUAUGGCUGUCUCCCAGUAGGUCUGACCAGUUUGCUACAGGAGUCACUGGUUUGGUGAGAUAUCAGCCACACUUUCAGGAGAGCUUUGGGGUUUUGGUUUCAAGUUACUAAGGUAUGAAAGGUGAAACCAGACAGGAAGCCACCGAUGGUUUAGGACUGUAAAUAAGACAUACUGUAUGUAACAGCAGCUGCUGGUAUUUUUAAUGAAAUGCAGAGAUUUCCUGGCACCCUCCUCCCCUCAUUUCAUGUGAGGCGGACAGAGGAGUAUUCAUGAGUUCCUGGUCCAUCAUGUUCCCUCCAGAGCAGGAGUGUGUAGAGACCUUCAGAGGGACAGGUGCUCAAAGUUGAAAUGUGGCUCUUGGUACUACCACUACAUCAAAUCCAAGUACAGUCAAUCGCCUUCUAUUUUACAGUGAGUUAUCAGUGAAAGUCAUAUGAAAUCAGUGUAUGACUCCAACGCUCUGGUAUGUGGUUGCCCGCACAGUAUAGAGCAUGGUGUACCACACUAAUGCACUUUCAUUUCAUCCUUUUUCCGAUAAGUUUCUAUUGCUAAUCCAGAAUAUGUGCUUAUUUCUAAAACUCACCUCAAGUUUUAUAAGAACAUAAUGAAAAGAAAACAGCUAAGUAAGUGUGAUCAUCACUGAUAAGACAAUUAAGGUGCAGAGUAAAGCACCAAGAUUAUAGUAAGUAAGUAAAGUUUAUUUAUAGAGCGCUUUUCACAAAAAAGUGCAAAUAGAUAAACAUAAAACAGUACAAAAAAGAUAAGUACAUAUGCAUAUAUAAAUAUGAAUAUAGCACAGUAAAUGUGUAAAUAAGUGCAGAUAUAAAAGAUGAGUAAAAAAGAAAUACAAAAUCCUUUUUGUUAAAAGCUUGUCUAAAUAAAAGAGUCUUUAACUGCUUUUUGAAGAUGAACAGAGACUCACAGUAAUUAAUACAGGAUGAGAUAAACGCAUGAAUGAACAUUUCAAGAUCAAUCUUCAUCAAAACUAUUCAGCUCUAAGAUGUGACCUCUAAAACACAUUGUCAGAUUAACUGGUUGUACCUGCAGUGUCAGUAAUUUUGACCUUUGUAUCCUCCAACGCUCCUCGAUUUUUUGUUCUCUCUGUUAACCCCUCCUCUUUUCUCUUUCAUUAUUCGAUCAUUAACUUCGACUUCCUUCCUUCUUUAUUUGUUUUUAGACUCCUGGUUUUUCCAUCUAGCUGCCUCAGCCAUGUUUCCUCCAGCUGCAGAUCUCCCUGCAGUUUCCCCUGAGAUGGAGAUGAGCCGAGGCAGCACAACCGCUCCGUCUGCAGCCGCGCCGUUAGCCCGCUCAGUGUGA